AUGACAUCUGGACAGCUUGAAGCAUCUCAAAAUGAUCGUCGUGGCGUAGCUCAAAGAAUUGGAAAUGAAGUUCGUGGGGAAGGCAGAGAAAUUGAAUAUGAAGCUCUUGGAGCGGCUAGACGUCUUGGCAACAGACGUCGUGGAGUAGGAAAUGCAUCAUACGGAGGAUAUACUCCAGGAUAUACUCCAGGAUAUAACUCUCAGCCUCCAAUAAAUGUUUUUGUUCAAUGGACACCAGAAUUUGGUGCGGCUUAUCAACGAUUUGUUAAUGGUGGCAUGGGUGGAAUGGGUGGAAUGGGUAUGGGUGGUUAUCCUAUGGGAGGUAUGGGCGGUUAUCCUGCGGCUCCGGUGGGUGGUAUGGGUGGAUAUCCUAUGGGUGGAAUGGGUGGUAUGGGCGGAUAUGGAGGAGGAAUACAAGGAUAUCCAAUUGGAUUUGGUGUUACAACAAGUUAA
This is a messenger RNA of Adineta ricciae, 453 nucleotides long. Lineage: Eukaryota; Metazoa; Rotifera; Eurotatoria; Adinetida; Adinetidae. The record is from the annotation of a GenBank genome assembly.